AUGGAUGCGGCCAACCUAUUGAAGCCAGCUCUCGCGCGGGGAGAGCUCCGCUGCAUUGGCGCAACGACCACUGCGGAGUACAAGCGGUUGAUCCAAAAUCAGGACAAGGCCUUUGAGCGGAGAUUCGUGAUCGUCGAGCUCUUCGAGCCUUCCGAGGAAGCCGCAGAAGAGAUGCUUCAAGCCAUGCGGCCCGUCUUCGAGCUCGGCCCCUAG
Molecule: messenger RNA, 213 nt
Organism: Symbiodinium pilosum
Lineage: Eukaryota; Dinophyceae; Suessiales; Symbiodiniaceae
Source: the annotation of a GenBank genome assembly